Messenger RNA from Achroia grisella, 10932 nucleotides. RefSeq names its product protein capicua homolog (gene cic). Lineage: Eukaryota; Metazoa; Arthropoda; Insecta; Lepidoptera; Pyralidae. Gene Ontology annotation, biological process: regulation of transcription by RNA polymerase II. The record is from RefSeq and is a predicted model, not a curated record. Gene Ontology annotation, cellular component: nucleus. The coding region runs from base 409 to 5847 and encodes 1812 amino acids. The transcript has 30 exons. Gene Ontology annotation, molecular function: DNA-binding transcription factor activity, RNA polymerase II-specific; RNA polymerase II transcription regulatory region sequence-specific DNA binding.
UUUGAUGUGGGUGUUGUGUCUCGGUACGUCAAACGCUUCAAUGAUUAUUAUUUUCAAGUGGACCUUAAUUUUUGUGGAAAUCGUCAUCUAAUUGUAUGUUUCGUGGUGUUUCAUAGUGUUUGAUGAACAUAUUCCUUUGUGAUUGUAGACAAUUUAUCUAGUGACGGCAGAUAAUAAACUGGAGGGGGGGCUGCUAAAAUACUACGACAGGAUAGUAACAACGUUUUUACAACUCGAGAGGUGCUCGGAGCGCUCAUAAAAUUCUCAUCUCAGCGCGGACUAGUGGGACUUCCAUUUUGUUAUAAUAUGUGGUUUGGCUGUUUACACGGUGCGUUGUGUUCAAGACAAUGGAAAGCGACGGCAGUGGCGGAGCGAGGCAUGAGUGAUCAGUGGUAGCGGGUGGCGGUGAUGCAGCGAGCUCACGCGGGCGGCGCCCCGCACCCACAGCCCCCCGCCGCCGCUACCGCCCCCGCGCCCUUACCUGCACCCACUCACACGCACUACCGUACACACACACUGUACGCUGAUAUUGAUGAUCAGAUACCAGCUUCGGUGAUAAGCAGCGUUGGCACUGUAAGCCUCUCACAGUCGACUACAAACCCAACUCCUAAUAUAACAAUGGCGAACCCGACGAACCCAGGCCACGCUAGUAGUGGGAACGCACCGCAGCCCGUCACUCAACAGACACCGACGCAGGCGCCGGUACGCAACCUGCCCAAGAAACGGAAGUUUGAUCCUUCUGAACUAGAGGAGAUUGAGCGAAAUUGCGUGAACAACAUUGCCGUAACCGCUCCACUGCCUGUUGAGUACCAACAGCAGAACACACAACCUAUACUACAGGCAUCUCCGAUAGUUCAACAGCCUUCAAUUCCAACAGAAACCAAACCGUUCAUCCAUUACCCAAACAUAGAUCUUUCAGAGUGGCGGGAUCAUAGAGUGCUGGCAAAGCAGAACGGACUCUAUAUACCGGGUGUGAUUAGAGAGGCGGAAGGUUCCAAAGUGACUGUCGAGUUCGAUGGACAAGAGAACGAUCUUGUCGAGUACUGUGAUAUUUUCGGGAAAAACAAGUACGAUGUGAUUAGUGAUGCCAGUCCUCAAGUGAUUCACUUGCUGGUAGGUUCCGCGUGUGUUGUGAGGACUAUGGACUCGAGCCUCCCGUCUAGAGGUGUGCAAAAUGUUUUUGUGGAAGGACUAGUUUUUGAAGUGCUCAGUUCACCUAUAAGGAUACGAGUCAAGCAGGUGACAGACGGUGAGAUAUGUAACGAGAUGGUGGAGGUGAAGCGAGCGGAUAUCAGGCUCCUGCAGCCCCCAUGGGCUGACGAGUUGGAGGAUGCCGGUUCCCAUCCUGUCACGAUGGCGGGUCACAACAUGAACGUGCAACACGUGCACGCACCAGCCGUGCCGUUUCAGAUAGGCGAUGGUGCUUUCUUCACAUCGUCUCCGAUGCCUGGCGCCGGGCAGGUGGUGACCGUCGGCGCCUCCUCCAAUGGUUCGAUGGACUAUGGCGAGAGCGAUGACGACCUUCGUCGGGAGGAUAUCAUGUUCCCCAACGAUUCACAAAUGGAUUGCAGCAACAGCAAACGCAGCAGUUUGCAGAGUCGUGGCAGCACUUCCAGUCUUAUCGAGCGCAGUCUCACACCAAGAUCUCAACCCCCUACUCCCAGAUCUCAAGCGGCAACCCCGCAUAAAUAUAAAAAGGGUGAUGUAGUGUCCACACCGACCGGCAUUCGUAAGAAAUUCAAUGGCAAGCAAUGGCGCCGGCUUUGCUCCAAGGAUGGGUGCACGAAAGAGAGCCAGCGACGCGGGUUCUGCUCGCGUCACCUGUCGUUGCGUGGUGUACCACGAUCUUCUAAUACACCACUAGCACAGGGCUCCACACACACUUCGCAUCAGAGAAGCAGCAGCAAAUCAUUAUCGUCGAGUGGCACCGGCGUGGAGGGCGAUGAAACAUCACGGGAAUCUGACACCACGCCGCCGCACUACCGCGUCACUGGACGCUUCGACCCUGACGAGACUGAGGCCGCUAAUAUGUUGGUGUCGUUGGGCAGCUCGCGGUCGGGAAGUCCCGGGGCGUCCCCGGUGGGCGGGGGGUCCCCGGGGCUGCGCAACAACGUGUUCGUGCCCAUCUCGAGCCCGCAGCCGCAGCCGCAGCCGCCGCACCAGCUCGCGCACCCGCACCCGCACCCACACCCGCAUCCGCACCCGCACGCGCACGCGCACGUGCACUCGCAUGCGCACUCUAUACACGCGCAUUCCGCGCACGCGGCCACGCUCAACCAUCACCAUCUUAUCAGGCCAGAAUUAGUACGACCAAGUAGAGUGAGUUCCCCAGUUAGUGGUGUCGCCACUAGCGUCAUCAGAGUCUCACCGGCCCCUUAUUAUCAGGCCGAAAACCGCAAUGGAUCCACUACACUCCACAACAGCACCCAGUCAAAUGUAAUCGGCGUUCAAAGUUCAGGUUUGAACAUCCAGAGCACUGCACAAUCCGGUCUUAGUGUACCCUAUUCAACAACAUUACAGUCAAACUUGUCGUUGCCGUCGAGUAUAUCUCUUAAUUUGAACAGUAUAAACACAAGCUUACAAACGAGUGGCGCAAACACGAUCCGUAGCACCAGUAACGAAAUCCCCCACAAUUUAAUCGUUCACAGAGGUAUACCUUCGUCAAACGGGGUCGAUGUAGAGCAGAUAUACCGACAACCCAUACAUAUUCGCAACGGGAUCCACGAAUACCGACGCGAGGAAGUGUCACCUCCAAUGAAUAACCAUGAGAAUUUUUUAAAUAGAAGAGUCUCGGAGUACGAUGAGGAUACGAUUCCUCAGCGAGAAAACAGCAUACAUCGCAUCGUGAUAGAGCAGCGGCCGCCGGAGUUGUCCGAGACUCGCGUAAUAGAAGACAACAAGAUAAUAAAACCGGCACCGCUUCAGGCACGCGUCCUUUCACUCAUGGAUCCGGACGCGAAGGACCAAAGGAAAAUUUAUGUGAUACCUCAGAAUAUUGAGAAGAAAUUUGUGCUGAUAAAAAACGAACCAGCUGACACUAUUCAGAUAGAACACAAGAUGAGUCAGAUAACUCAACGUAUAAAUAACAAUGACAUGGAACCGGACCACAGGGUGCUAGACAAUGGAGACCACAUCAAUAAUGUGAACAGUAGCGCUGUUAUAGUACAUCCCAGUCAGUUACUUCCUGUUUUGCCACCGCCUACAUCGCAUACAGCUAUUAUUGUUUCGACGAGUGGCGUAGCUGGUAGCGUGUUCCCGUGGCAGUCGCUGGUACCAUUACUGGGCGGCUCCCCGCCGGCCGCGCCGCCGUCCCCACGCACGCCACGCACACCACGCACGCCACACACGCCACACACACCACACACGCCACACACACCACACACCCCACACACGCCACACACUCCUCACACACCCCAUGUUAAGACUGAGGACCAGAUCAAGACUGAGAAUGCAGGUGAUGCAGCGCCACCUAUCUGCACAGAGGAGGAUGAUGAUGUGUUCGAGAGUGAGGAAACUGGAGGUGGCUGUGAUGACACCAAGCGUCGCUCACAAAGUCUAUCCUCGCUCAACUCUCCUGCAUCUGUGAAUGAGAAGAAGGAGCGACGUAUCCGUCGUCCGAUGAACGCGUUCAUGAUAUUCUCGAAGCGUCACCGUCAGAUAGUGCACCAGAUGCAUCCGAAUCAGGACAAUCGGACCGUCAGCAAAAUCCUCGGCGAGUGGUGGUACUCACUCAAGCCGGAGGAGAAGCAGAAGUACAAUGAGCUCGCUAGUGAGGUAAAAGAAGCUCACUUCAAGGCUCAUCCAGAAUGGAAAUGGUGCAAUAAGGAUCGUCGAAAGUCAUCCAGCAGUAGAGAUCCAACUGGUUCCAUGCCACAGAGUCCUCGUACGCCAUCCGACGUGGGAAUGGGCGGCGUAUCGUGUGCGGGCGCGGACGUGCCGGUGACGGUGGCUGCAUACGCACACGCGGCAUCGCCGCAGCUCAGCGACGACGACCAACUCAUGUCCCAGGCUAUAUGCGACGAGCCAAAUCUUCCGGCACCAAGUGUGGAGAUUGAUCUCAAAUGUGGUGAAAAAGUGACCGAUUCAGACUCGGAGGGACUCGACGCUCGAGACUACUUACCGCACCAUGACCACACCAGGAGACCAAAGCCGAUUAAAGCCAGGGCUGGUUCGUCUGAUAAUCUACUUGGCGGCAUUACCGCAUCAAGUCCAGGUGGGUCCAAAGUGUUCCAGCCGACUGGAGGGGCCUUUAAAUCUACCCACGCCGACAACGGCGACAACCUUCGGCAGUGGACCGCGUUCACAACAGUAAACAAAACGAGCUUACCGAAUCAAGUACCGAUCUCGCCGCACCCCUCACAAUCGAUUGCGAAUAGCACUCAGAGUUUAACGAAUAGCGUCCAAGGAAUAUCGCUUAGCGCUCCCAAUUUAGCCACUCAAGCGGCCCUAGACAACGCCAUAGCGUCGAUUAUGAACUCCCCGACUGCGUCGAGUGGUGUGCAAGUUAUAUCGAGUGGAGUAUCGAUACCGAGUCAAUCGAUUGUGCAAACGCCUCCAUCGAAUGCUUUGAGCAAUGCGUUGCUGAAAAGUGUUACGUUGGUGAAGAGAAACCUUGGUGAUAAUGCUACAGGUCCAUUAACGUUGUCACUGGAUGCAUCCGGUAACCUGUUGAUAAAGGCGAGCCAGGCUAGCGAGCCGCCGGUGAGUGCAGCCGUCGCUGAACCCCAGCAGUUGCACUACGUGCAACUACAGCGGGUAUUCGUGCCCGCCUACAGCGCCGAAAUAGAGACGAAUAAGACACACAAUAUUCCGAACCCGCAAUGCGGCCAGUCUGUGAUAGUAUCGCAAAGCAACAACCACACUGUGCCUAAGACGACAACGCAAUGGGAGACUGCAGAAGAAGAGACGCGUCCAUUUCCGCUUGCGCCUACGCCUGCCCAGCUGGGGCGAGCGCCACUGCAGAAACGGCUCAGUAGAGGCACAUCAACAGGCUCGACGGGCAGCAAUGAGCAAAUGAUUCCACGCUCCGAGAGUGGACCGACUACACCCCUCGAUGUACCCGAGCCGCAGUCACCCAAACAUACAGAAAACCUAUCCAGUCCAUCCCUUAAAAAGAGCCUGUUUAAAAAGGGAAAUGAGGACGGACGUGACAAAGUUCUGGAGACGGUGAAUUUCGAACAGAAGUUCAGUACUCUCCCGCAGUUCAAGCCAGAGGCGUGUAGCCCUAGCGCGAUGGUCGUCCCUCGAAGUCCACAGUUGUAUUUGAGGAAGAAGCACAAUAAGAUUGGAAUGGAUGAGGAAGGCACUGUAGUCAGCGCGCAGUUAGAGCCAGAGGUAAUGAACGGGAACGGAAUGCCAACCCCCCAUUCGUUUGGCACACCCCAUACUACUACGAAGUUGGUGGGGAAUACGUUCUUCGGGCCAGAUUUCAAUCUCGACUCGUACAGAGCAUCGGAGAGCAUGGAGGAGAUGUCUCCGCGCACGCCGUGCUCGGGCAGCACGAGUGCGGGCGCGGGGGGCGCGGCGGGCGCGGGGGCGGCGGGCGGCGGCGCGGUGGGGGGCGCGGGGGGCGCGGGCCCGCGCGAGGCCGGCCACCGCCGCGUGCUGGAGCAGCGCCGCCAGCUCGUGCUCAAGUUGUUCCAGGAGCACGGCAUGUUCCCCUCCACGCAGGCCACCACGCAGUUCCAGGCGACAUAUAUGGAGAUAUUUCCCACAAAGAUGUCCCUGCAACUGAAGAUACGUGAAGUGCGACAAAAGUUAAUGGCGCAAUCGAAUCUAACGCCACACUCCGAAGUCAACACGCCCACAAAUGUGAAUUCCCCGAUUGUGACGUCAACCGCCAGUUAGCGAUGCGGAUACACCAUCUCCAUUGUGGUGCAAGAAUAACAGUAUAAUUAAUUUAGCUGUUCACAAGUUGGAUAAAUUUUAUAAAUCAUUGUAAUGCAUUUUACAGAAAUAUUUCUUUGCAAAAAGUUCUAUUAUAUUAAUGUUGGCAACAUCGAAAAACUGUCGAAUGUAGUACAUAAUAUUUUAGACCGUAAUAUUAAUAAUUUCUUAUUUUUAUCAGGUUAUAAUGUAAACUUAAUAUCACUAUAAUAUUUAAGAAUUUGAUAAGAAAGUUUUAAUGAUUUUAGAAGUAGUUUCCACAAUAACAUGUCCUCACUGAGUACAGUACGUCCACUGUACGUUGAUUUGACAGAUCUUUUCGGUGUUGCUAUUACGAUGGUAGUAAACUUGAAAGAGAGCAUAUACGAGGCAUAUUUAUCAACAUAACAUAUUCAUCAUUCAUAUUUAGUACUCUAUCGUAUAAUACGUUAUUAAGUUCAUUCGGAUAUAUUACAAUUGAAGAGUUACUAAUAAAAAAUAUGUUAUGGUGACAAGUCUUACUCAGCUUCCUUGCACAUAGGUAUGCUAACAUUUCAUUGCGUUAAAUGGUGUAUCAUGUUUUUAUAGCUUAUUCUAAUAAUAUUUGUAGGUGACUACGAACAUGACUCUGACUGAAACAUAGAAUUUUACUAGUCUGUUUGCGCACGAGUUAUAUACUAAAUAAAUAAUAUAUAGUGGUAAUUUAUAAUACAUCAUCAUUUAAAUACUUCUUUAUAUCAGGUUUCCAGUAGAAGUCAUAGGUCACUGCUACAGACAAAAGUUAAUAUUUCAUUUCAGUUGUUAACAAUUAAAUGUAGGGUAGCACGUUUAUAUGAAUGUAACAGAAUUUUUGUAAAAUUAAUUAAAUAGGGUAUCCCACUGUCAACAGCUAAUGUGAGAAUUCUUGUACUCGAAGAAAUACAAUGGAGUUGUACAAGUAUGUACAAUUUGUUCUAUGUAGGGUCGUUAGAGAUAUUUGAAAAAAUAAUAUAUACUGCAUUGUUGUCUCUAAUAGACCGUUUGUGCAUUUAAAAAGUACGUUCGAUUAUUAUGUAAUAAUCGUUUUUAAUAUAAAAAAAUAACAAAAAAAUCUAUAAAAUGAUCAAUGUGUGGGUAGUAACGAUGCGUGUGUGCACGGUUCAUAUAGAGAUAACGUUCAUAUAACUGCCAAACGAAUCAUUACCAAAGCGGAUUUGGUAUCAGGUGUAAUCGAUUCGUAUAUAAAACGCUAUUUCAACACAUUCAACGAUAUUCAAUUAAAGAAAUUAGUCAUAAAAUUAACGAGACGAAUUUAGCUCAUAUGCCCGAUUGAUUGUGGGCUAAUAAAUGAGCUCUAUAUAAGACGACACUCCAAUUAUAUUUUUUUUCGAUUUAUUUUGCUUGUCGAGUAUAUUAUCAAUCUUUUGCUUUCUAAUAGAUUCAGUAGUUAUAAUUAUUCUUAAUAUCCAGUUGUGCAGAUGUUAAAGUACUAGUUCUAUAUCAAUAGUGUGGAUAUAGGAUGGUCUAACGUUAAAAUAUUGCCACUUACCCUAAUUUAUACUAUAACCAUGCCUCAAUUCUUGGCAGUGCAUAACUGAUUAUAAUUAAUAUACAGUAUCAAAUAGAACAUCACUAAUAUUUUCAUUUUAUAUGUAUGGGCAGUUUUGCUAUACGAUUGCCUCAUUGAGUUAAAACGAAAUAAAAAAAGAAGAAAAAAAUGUAUCAUUCAAAUUGUACUCCUAGCAUAUCACGCACGCUUAUCAUUAUCCCACUUUCUGAUGAGUCCCCCGAUACAAAUGUGUUGGUAGAUGCGUUUUAGUUACUAUAUUCUUGGGAUGGAACGAGAUAGAAAUGUCCGGUGUAUUAUUCUGCCUUUUGCGGACGUUAUAUACCAAUAGUUUUAUUUGCUAUUUGUGUGUGUGGGGAGAUAUUUACUAAGUGUGGAUAUAUUCAUUAAUGCUUUUAUUUCAUUUAGUUUAUUGAUCAUUACAUCAUUGUUAUGUCUUUAUUUUAUCAAAUAGCACUUUAUUCACAUGGGCACGAUCUCAAUACAUUUAUUUGUAUAAUCUUUAUGUAAGUCCUUUGGUUGAUGUGAAUGUAAGUAAGGUUGUAUAUUGUCGCAAUAUUUACUUUGUACGUCCAUAUACUAUGAGUGUAAUAUUUUAUUUACUUUAUUCCAUUAGUUGCUUGCCAUAGCUGUUACAUUAAGGGGCAUUGCAAUUACAUCAUAACCUUGUUUUUAGUAUGAUUGAAAUAAGUCAGAUUUACAAAAGUGCAAGCAACUAGGAUUAUGGGGUUUAUUAUAUGUAGUGAAAGGAUUGUAAAGAAAGUUUUUUUAGCAAAUGCAUUUAUAAUAGAAAUACCCACAUACCGUACUGCAAGUAUAUGAAGAAUUAAACCCCUAUAGUAAUGAAUAUAAUAUGCAUAUAAAAGACGCUUUGUGUACACAGCGUCCACACUACAUAUGUUAUAAUUUGCAUUCAAGUAAGAUAUAGAACGGCGAAACGACGAAACAUUUUGGUGCGUAGAUUAUUUUUUAAGACUAAUUAUUUUGUAUCGUUUUCUAUUUAUGUUGUGAUGUUGGUCUUCCACAUGAUAAAAUUUUCAUUUUUUAUUAGAUAAAUAAAUAUCUACUUAUUUAAUUAUUUCUAUGUACAGUGAUUUACUUUAAGUAACGUGGAGUGAUAUUGUAUUACUUUCGGAUGCCAUGUUUGAUAGAAUUAGAUAUCGGGAGAUGACAGUUUAUAGACAUUUUAAUAGUAGCAUCUUUCUAUAGUUGAAAUCUUGGUACAAGUUUUUUAUCCGUAAAUGACGUAGUAAUCAUUCAAUACAUAAUGACAGUGUUAUAAAACAGCUCAAAUCAUUAUCGACACUAGUUAAAUCAAUAUUUAUACAUAAUAAUAAUCUCACUGUAAAUAUUAGAUUUAUUUUAUGCUAGCGCUAAGAGUUCCCGGCUCUCAAAGUAAUUAAGUUUUUAUUUAGAUAAUAAUAAAAAAUGAUAAAUGUAUAAUUUAAUACUUAAAAAUUCGGCCAAUACAAAUGUUAUGUAUAUCAAAAUUGUAUUUUUAAAAUGAUCUCUUUGGCGUUAAUAAUAUUUAGAUAAUUGCUUUAGGAGUCCGGAAGUGAAAUGAAUUUAUUAAAAGUAUAAAUUUAAGAGAUAUUUUCACACUGUUAAAUAUAUUCUUGAUAGUCGAGUAGCUGAGUUGUCACCGAGAUUGAGACCUCGAGGGUCAUUGUUAUGCCUCUGUUUAUAUAUCUACAGUAAAAUUACCUGUUGUCACUUUGUAGACACGAUUUACAAAAGGACAGCCAGUUGGUAAGAGACUAGAGGCCUAAGUAAUGAUGUUAUUGACAAUUAUUAAUUGUAAUUGAUUCAAAUUGGUUGUUUUUCGAUUUUUUUAUAAUCCAUUUGAGAGUUGCAAACGUGAGCUAAGACGUAUGGUUCCUAAUUGCAACUGUUAAAUGGUCUGUGCGUGCGAAAUUUUAGUAAGUAAUCUGUUACAAUAAAGUAAUAAUAAUUGGUAAUAAUAUCAUUACAUAAUUAGGGUCCACAUACAGAUGUUGGUGGCCUCUUGCUGUCUUAAUAUUCGGUAUCCAAACUUCGCGUAGUCAAUUGCCCGUAAUGUCAAUCUUAUCAUCGUACUAUAGCCGUUGUUACCAAUUAGUCAUAACGUAAACAUGUAUCACACGUAAUAACCUAGCAUGAACUAUUUACUUGAUGUUUCUCUGUAAUUUGCAAAUAAUUAGUGUGUGAAGAAAGGUGGCCAUAAAUUGGCCUAUUAGUUCAAAGACAGUUUAUUUUAUAUAGUACAAGUUACACCAGUAGCGUUGUAUAUCAUUAAAUUCAUUAUUGUUUGUAUUAAUGUUGAAAAUAAUUUUAUAUGGAAAAAAAGCUCCUACAAACUAGGCCUGUAAUACUUAAAUAUUUAUAUAUAUGUGUAUCACCUAAUAGGAAUUUAUUUAACAUUUUAUCCAAAAUAUCCUGUCCGUCUUUAGAGAUGUGCGAUUGUUUUAUUUGUAGUGCCCAUUCACAUUUUACAGUUAAUAAUAAUGUAAUCUGGUUUUAUCAAUUUUAAAUAUAAUUUAAUCAGUUUUAUCCACAGUUGAUUUUAUUGUUGUUAACUAUGAUCAAUCAACAGUUAUUUAAUAUUAUAAUGAAACCAUAUUAACAACUUAAUCUCCACGUGAGUUUCAUUAUUUGCACUUGAAGUCAACUUACGCAUUAAGAUUUCGUUGCAAUAUUAUCUAAUAUAGUUUUAUUUCACGGUUUAUGAAUUGCGGUGGUUUGUACAGAAUGUUUCCAUUUGUUUUAAUACUGUCCAGUUCUUUAAGUUUGUUGCUUGUUGAAUCAUAACAGUUGGAGAUAUGUUGGUUUUAGAGUGAAUGUCUUUUCAGUGUGUUAUAGUAAUAACAAAUAUGAAACAAACCUUAAUGUGAAUAAUAAGCUGCGUAUUACUAGUGCCUUAUUGACUUUCAAGACUUAGUGUUUGCUUUUAAGAAAUUAUACAUGUCUUAUUUUUUUUGCCAUCUAUCUUUACUAGGCAUUGUCAGUCAAUAAACAAUGGAUAAUAGGCAGUUUGUUUUAUUAGACUGAAUUAAAUGUGUUGCAUAUAACAAGUUAUAAUGUUAUAUAUAUUAAGAAAUAUUAGCGAAAUAGUGAUUACUUCAAAAGGACAUUUUAAAUAAAGCAUUUCAUAUUCGUUAUUUAUUUCUUCUACAUAAGGCAUUAGUCUAAUUGUUUAGUCAAAAUGGCGUAAUUGUAAAUAUCUUGUUUAGAAGUUUUAUUUAGGUUUAAGUGUUCAAUUUAAUGUAUAUUAGAUUGAAUUAGAAAGAAAAGAAUCAUCAGAGUAAAAAAAUAUAUCUGAAACGGUAAUCACGUUUACAUAAGUGAGUUUUUUAAAUUGUUUAUGAAUCCAACCAAUGGACCAAAUAAAUGGCACUUUUAACUUAUAUAUUGUAAUCGACAAAAGUAAAACAGACAUUGUGAGCAGAUGUAUUGUAAACCAACCCAUAGCAGUGUGGACAGUUUGUUCAAGCAUAUUGGAUCAUUGUAUGAACUUAUGUUAAAACAUAAAAACCACGAAGACA